AUGCCCGUCCACCCCUCACUCAACGAAACGAGUUUCAGCACCGACCUGGCAAACCGCCAUUUAGUGUACGACUAUGCCGCCAAAGACGCACAAGGAAAUGCCGAGAAAUGGCGUUAUGAGAUGUGGUUCGAGAACGAGGACCGGAUCAACUAUGCCAUCCAUGGUGGUCCGAUGGCCGGACGGCUCAACUUCCAAGAAGCGCACUACCAGUGUAUCAGACCUGGUGAACUGUGGCAGUGUAAUUGGCUCGAAGAGACGGGGACGAUUUGUUCCCUGGUGUACGAUAUCCCGCGCAAGAAGAUCACUACCUUGCUUGGAUUCUCCAAGGGUCAUUGGGAGAAUGCGCGGGAGGCGCAUGGGGAUAAGCGCGUCGGGGCAGAUAUGGAGAGGUGGAGGGGCCUGGCGAGAAUUGGCAUUCAGACGGAUAGGUUGCUUUUGAAUGAACAGGCGGAUGUUUUGGAGGAUUUCAGAGGUAAAGGCGAGUUGGUGCCAUGUGAUAUGAGUUUGCCGACUUUGUAG
Messenger RNA from Penicillium salamii, 519 nucleotides. Lineage: Eukaryota; Fungi; Ascomycota; Eurotiomycetes; Eurotiales; Aspergillaceae. The record is from the annotation of a GenBank genome assembly.